GACAGAGGCGGCGGCGGCGGCGGCAGACAUCUCCAGAGGACGACUGUCCCCGCAGUUUCAAAUCCCCUCUUUUAUGUCCCAGACUGUAUCGUAAGAGCGGACGGCGUCGAAGUUAAACGAGCAAACUUCUUCCGCAUGCUGCCCGCAGCCUCAGACUGCUCGAAUGAGCGACGAGAGCAUCUCUGCAUCUUCCGCCGAGUCAUAUGUGGCCUGCACAGCACGCGAGGUCGACGGAACGGGCCCGCAGGGUCUCCCAGACGAUAAGAGCUUAGCAGACAAACACAUGGCCCGGCCACGAGCGCUUCUCGGUGUGAUACCCAGGCAUUCGCGCAGCUUGCGGGCGAGGUGUAUCAUUGAUCGCGAGCAUCUUCUGACGAUAUCAGCGGGGGACGAGACCAGGCAGGAAGGGUUUUGCAGCGAGGAAGACGGCUCGGACACGAGAAUCGUGGAUGCAAUGACCAGUUGAGAUGCCGCCUCAAGUCCGAAACGGCAAGCUGAGAUGCAGAAGUGCUGGGACGUGUGCAUGCCUGAUAAGCCAUCUCCGUCGACCGCUUGAACCCAUGGAUUCCUUGUGCGAAGGAGGGGCCAAUCUGAUUGAGCUGACGGCCAGUCCAUGACAUAAUGCUCGUGAUUCAGGCGUUGGGACGCGUAGACAAGCACGGCCAAAUAAGCCCCACUUGCGCCGACGCGAGCAGCAUGAACGCGUCCCAGAAUCCCUUGUCGUCGCUCGCACUGCCCCCGUCCACGUUAUCCGCCCUCCUUCGCGCCGGAUACGAGACGACGCACGAUCUCGACGCAUCCAACGCCGAGACGCUAGCCCACGACCUCUCGAUACCCCUGCCGUCCUCCCAGGCCCUGCUCUCGCUCUCGCAGCGCAAGAACGCGACGGCGGACCUGCGGCGCCCGCCCCUGUCGCUGUCGCAGCCCGCGUCCGGCCUGGUGGGCCCGCCCGCCGCGCGGAUACGCACGGGGUGCGAGCCGCUCGACGGGCUCCUCGGAGGUGGAAUCGGCAGGGGACGCGUCGUCGAGAUGUCCGCGGCGCCGGGGAUACCCACGGACGCGAUCGCGCUGGGGCUGGUCCGGUCGUUCCUCGGCGCGGAAGCUGAGGGCGGGGGCGCGGAAGACGUCAUGGUUGUGGACGCGCAGAAUGGGGUCACGGUCAGUGCUCUGAGGAACGCGCUUCCGGGGACGAUGCACCGGCGGGUGUCGCACGUCGCCAUCAACACCCUGCCGCGGUUCGUGGCGUUCAUCGUCAGCCUGCCGUCGGUUCUCAGGACGAAACCCAAGAUCCGACUCGUCGUCUUCUCGUCCCUCCACACCGCGCUGCUCCCGCGAACCUCGCUGAAGCCGACGAGCCAGCUCAAAACAACUGUAUACGAACACCUGAAGCAGAUGCUCCUCAGGCUCACGGCCAGCGGCGUCACGGUUUUCAUCACGGCGGCGACGUCGACGAAGAUGCUCGAUGCGGACAAGUCGCCUGCGACGUUCAGCGCGUCCGCGCGCGCCGUGAUGGUCCCGAUACUCCCUGCGACAUAUCUCCCCAGCGCGUACGCCACCCGCGUCCUAGCGGGGUGGACCGGCGCGGGGACAUGUGUCUUGCGGGUGAUUGCGCCCCCUGGGUCCGGUGACGAUGCACCUGUGAAGGAGGAGAUGAUGGAGAUACCCUAUCGACAGACACGGGAAUUGUGAUUGUUGAACCGCAAAGCCUUGGAUCGCCCUAUUGGUUUGUAUGACCAUCUGCAUGCACAUGGUUCACCAUGAUCGCUGCGUAUAAAUUCUUCGUGGGUACUACUAUACCUCGGGCGUUACAGUUCGAAUGUUUCGAGUAUACAAAUGGCACACUAUGAUAGAUUUACCGUAACGAAAGGAGUGCAGCGCACCAAAUCAGUGAGUAUUAAUAUGGACAGGUGGUCAGAAACAAAAGUAGCUCCCUAGAGACCAGGGC
Messenger RNA from Mycena citricolor, 1945 nucleotides. The record is from the annotation of a GenBank genome assembly. Lineage: Eukaryota; Fungi; Basidiomycota; Agaricomycetes; Agaricales; Mycenaceae.